CAACAACAACAACAUCAACACCAACAACAACAACAACAACAACAAUAGGUGUGGAUCCCAUUCUUGCGCGACAAGCUGCGGGUAGGCCCCGACACCGUUCUGGUGGGGCAUUCCAGCGGGGCCGAGGCGGCAAUGCGGUUCGCCGAGGAGCACCCCGUGGGGGGCCUUGUCCUUGUAUCGGCCUGCCACACCGACUUGGGCGACCGGGGAGAGCGCGCCAGUGGCUACUACCCUCCAUCUGGCGGACCGUGGCAGUGGGAGAAGAUCCGAAAGAACACUGGUUGGAUCAUUCAAUUCCACUCCCGGGACGAUCCUCUGGUGCCCGUGGAGGAAGGGCGCACCGUUGCCGCAGAGCUGCAGAGCGAGUAUCACGAGCUGGAUGGGCGCAGCCAUUUCUUUGACCCCUUCGACGAGCUAAUAACGGUUUUGUCGGCAAGGAUGAACGGGUAGGUCUCGGACUCAUGAUUGGAGCAUUGCCGGCUCUGAGCCCUUAGAUUGGCGCGCUUCAGUGCAGCAGCAGCAGCACUCGGCUGAAGUGUCGAUCGCAUGGCAAUGGCUAGCCACGCGCGGCUGACAAAAGUGCUACUCGAUGGCGUGGAAGGGCGAGGAUUUCUCUCCAAAGGUGCCUACCUCGGCAAUGCCACCUGUCCCAGCGAGCACGGCAAUCGGGCAUGUGGCUUGUUCUGCGUACGUAUACGUAGGCUUGUGCGCGGGAGCGCGCGCGGUACAUUCAAGCACGCACUCACUCGCCCAUGUGUCAGCAUUCGAACGCAGACCUAUCUGAAUCGCAUGCGCCCAAUAGUGCCUUGUGCACCCAGACAGCUUUUUGGUGGCCGACGCCAUCAUGUACAUUGGCGUACCGUUUUGCAGUCGCGCGCAGGCUUGAUGGGAA
Molecule: messenger RNA, 892 nt
Organism: Prorocentrum cordatum
Lineage: Eukaryota; Dinophyceae; Prorocentrales; Prorocentraceae
Source: the annotation of a GenBank genome assembly